AAUACGGGCUCGAAGGUGAUGGCCUUGGUAUGACCACAUUGUUCUGAGCAGAGCCACACGUACAGAUUACACACAGAAAAACGUCUGGUUUCCAUCGAUAUGACUGUCCUCAAUCGCUCGCUGCAGUCUCGAUACUUGUCCCCUCUCUCCUCCUUCUCCUCUCCACCCUAGAAAUCCUGUACGAAAUCCUCGUCAUCGUUGAUUUUCCUUCGCCCUGUUUUUGUUUUUUCCCCUUGCGGCUGGUUAGUCAGCUGCUGUUGUUCUCUUCGCUUCCUCCCUUAUAAAAGGGGGUCCCUGCACGCAUACACUUGGAGCAAGUAUCCACCAAGAACGAUGCCUUCAUCACUGGUGAGGUGGUUUAGCCUCGUGGCCUUGAUCUGGCUCCAGACCAUCGCUGGGACGAACACCAACUUCCCGGCCUACUCGUCGCAGCUCAAGCAAGUCCUCUCCAUCUCCCAGGUCCAGCUCAACAACCUCGCCUUCGCCUCCGACGCCGGCAAGCUCCUCGGGUGGUUCUCGGGCGUCGCCGCGGCGCACCUCCCGCUCUGGGUCGUCCUCCUGGUCGGCGCGGUGCUCGGGCUCGUCGGGAACGGCGUCCAAUACCUCUCCGUGGCCGGCAAGGUCGCCUCGGUCUCGUACCCGGGGAUGUUUCUCCUCGCCGUCCUCGCCGGGAACAGCAUCUGUUGGAUCAACACGGUCUGCUAUGUUGUGGCGAUCAACAACUUCCCGCUCCACCGCCAAGUUGCCGUCGGGCUCACCACCAGCUACCAAGGACUGAGCGCCGGUGUCUACACGGAUAUUGUUGACGCCACGCUCGAUAAGAGCGGCGGGACUGGGGCUAGAGCUAAAGGUUAUCUACUUCUCAGUUCAGUCCUGCCAAUGGCCGUCUCACUGGUGACCGCGCCUUUUGUUCGGGUUGUCGGUGCGGACAGUCCAGGGGCAGGCAAGAAUGCGCAUGUCGGGUUCAUAAUCCUAUUCAUCAUAACAAUCGCAACCGGAGUUUUUGCGGUGGUGAGUAGUAUGGGGUCGGUGUCGGGCGCCUUAUCGGCGGUGUACAAUGCGAUGGGGAUGGGCAUCUUCCUCCUGAGCCCCAUCGUUGUACCGCUCGCCGUAUGCCUCAAGCACGUCCUCGCCCACACCGAGAUGAAGGUACACGACGUGGUGACCGAGCAAGAGCACGGCGGACCCGGCCAAGACGAGAGCGGGAUCAAGUGGGAGGCCCAUCCCCAGGUUGGCGACCAAGAAGAGGUGGUUGCUGUGGCUCCCCCAAGCGAGGAAGUGGCAAUUAAUGGUGUUAGAGAGGAGGUUGGAGCUAAAGAGAUGCUGAAGCGAGUCGAGUUCUGGCUCUACUUCUUCGUGUACCUGUUCGGGGCGACGCUCGGGCUCGUGUUCCUCAACAACCUGGGGCAGAUCGCCGAGUCCCGGGGGAGUUCAAAGACGUCAUCGCUGGUCUCUCUCUCGUCAUCGUUCGGGUUCUUUGGGCGGCUGAUCCCGUCUCUCUUCGACUACCUCUUCGAAAGGAGGAAGUACGUGGUGUCGAGACCGGCAGCAAUGGCAGCAUUGAUGGCGCCCAUGGUCGGCGCCUACUUCCUGCUCCUCAGCCCCGCCACGGGGGCACUUUACGUAAGCACUGCCGUCAUCGGCGUCUGCACCGGGGCCAUCACGUCCAUCUCCGUGGCAACCACCACCGAGCUCUUCGGGACCAAGAACUUCGGCGUGAACCACAACAUCCUGGUCACCAACAUCCCGAUCGGGUCCUUCGCCUUCGGGUAUGGCGCGGCACUGCUCUACCGCAGCCGGCGAGGUGGCGAUGGGAGGUGCAUGGGGAUGGAGUGCUACAGCACAACGUUCGUCAUCUGGGGAUGUCUUUGCUUACUCGGGACUGUCCUAGCUCUAGUCUUGUACGCACGUACGCGCAAGUUUUAUUCAAGAAGUAUAGAGAGGUAGUAGCUAACUGAGCAAAUCCACUCUCCUACACCAGUUACGAUAUUAGCUAACUGAGCAAAUCCACUCUUCUAUACGAGUUACGAUAUACUGCUUUUAUUUUAUUUUGUGAAAUAACUUUGCUCAAGGAAGAAAAUGUUUCUGUACAUGUAUGCAGGCGCUAUUGACCGAGAAAUCGGCAUUUUAUAUUUCACCUAAUCCAAGAAACAAGUUCCA
Messenger RNA from Eucalyptus grandis, 2160 nucleotides. Its product is annotated as protein NUCLEAR FUSION DEFECTIVE 4. Lineage: Eukaryota; Viridiplantae; Streptophyta; Magnoliopsida; Myrtales; Myrtaceae. Bases 334 to 1947 code for a protein of 537 amino acids. Gene Ontology annotation, cellular component: membrane. The transcript is spliced from 2 exons. The record is from RefSeq and is a predicted model, not a curated record.